Molecule: messenger RNA, 828 nt
Organism: Nestor notabilis (Kea)
Lineage: Eukaryota; Metazoa; Chordata; Aves; Psittaciformes; Psittacidae
Gene: TSPAN14
Product: tetraspanin 14
Exons: 8
Coding region: 19-828 (269 amino acids)
Biological process (GO): protein localization to plasma membrane; regulation of vascular endothelial growth factor signaling pathway; protein maturation
Cellular component (GO): membrane
Source: RefSeq, a predicted model, not a curated record
GACGCUGUGCUAUAGAAAAUGCACUAUUACCGAUAUUCUAAUGCAGAAGUCAGCUGUUGGUACAAAUACCUGCUCUUCAGCUACAACAUUGUCUUCUGGCUAGCCGGGGUGGCCUUCCUUGCAGCUGGUCUGUGGGCAUGGAGUGAAAAGGGUGUAUUGUCUGAUCUGACAAAGGUAACCGGUCUUCAUGGUCUGGACCCAGUGUUGCUUGUGUUAGUGGUCGGAAUAGUGAUGUUUACUUUGGGAUUUGCUGGUUGUGUAGGAGCCCUGAGAGAAAACAUCUGCCUUCUGAAGUUUUUCUGUGGAGCAAUUGUGUUUAUAUUCAAAAAGGUGGCAGUGGCAGUUCUGGCCUUCCUGUUCCAGGACUGGGUGAGGGACAGGGUCAAAGAAUUCUUUGAGAAUAACAUUAAAUCCUACCGCGAUGAUAUUGACCUCCAGAACCUCAUUGAUUCGCUACAGAAAAUUAACCAUUGUUGUGGUGCCCAAGGUCCAGAUGACUGGGACUUUAACAUAUAUUUUAACUGCAGCAGUGAAAGCAAAAGUCGUGAGAAGUGUGGUGUUCCUUUUUCCUGUUGUAUACCUGAUCCUGCUCAAAAAGUUGUGAAUACACAGUGUGGCUAUGAUAUCAGAAAGAAGAGCAAAAGUCAAUGGGAUGAUCAGAUUUUUGUCAAAGGAUGUAUUCUUGCCCUUGAGGCUUGGUUACCCCGAAAUAUCUACAUUGUUGCAGGUGUCUUCAUAGCUAUCUCGCUGCUCCAGAUUUUUGGGAUUUUCCUAGCCAGGACGUUGAUAUCUGACAUUGAAGCUGUAAAGGCAGGUAAUGCCUUCUGA